AUGGCAUCUCCGGAGCCAGUCAGAUGGCUGGUAUCACAUGCCCAGCAAUUUGAAGCGGUACUGAGUGAACAGGCGAAAAUUCGCCCACGGCAGUACAAGCUAGUAGCAGAAUUCACGCCGGUCAGCUUCGACCCCUCCCGGGAGGAGGUAUGGCGACGUACGGAAGCGGACUUGGGUCUGGAUGAGGGAACAAUUCUAGAGGCACGUUGGAUCAAACCAGUGCACAGGCGGUACCGUGAGCAGCGUUUCGCUCAUCUUUUGGUUACGGUCUCUUCCCCAGAGACAGCCAACAAGAUUAUAAGGGCGGGCCUGAUACUAGCUGGCCGCCAUGUAAGUGUAAGGAAGAACCUUGCAGAGCCAAUGCGGUGCGCAAAAUGCCACCGCUACGACGCAGGGCAUCUAGCAAGAGACUGCCCCCAGAGCUACGAUACAUGCGGCACAUGUGGACGAACACAUAAGACGGCGGAUUGCACAGUGAAAGACCCGCAACAGCAUCAUUGCGUUAACUGCAAUGAGAAGGGGCAUGCUGUCUGGGACCGUGACUGCCCGAUUUUCCUAGACCUCCUGAGCAAGGUGGAUGCCCGUCAUCCUGAGAAUAGUCUACAAUUCUUCCCCACUGCAGACCCCGACUCGUGGGUCCCCAAGGUGAACAGCUGGACACUGCCGAUUAUGCGAGGGCAGCUGAGCGACAUUGUAGCGGAAGCGAUUGACAAGGGUCCAAGCGCGCUGCCGCGGCGUGCUAGAACACAGAAACAACGAGCCCAGAUGACGCAGACGCAGCUCCCCUUCGCUUCGCAGAGACCUAACGGAACGGGUGCAGAUGCAUGA
Dichomitus squalens LYAD-421 SS1 is the source of this 828-nucleotide messenger RNA. RefSeq lists its product as uncharacterized. The transcript has a single exon. NCBI's taxonomy places the organism in Eukaryota, Fungi, Basidiomycota, Agaricomycetes, Polyporales, Polyporaceae. The coding region runs from base 1 to 828 and encodes 275 amino acids. The record is from RefSeq and is a predicted model, not a curated record. Gene Ontology annotation, molecular function: zinc ion binding; nucleic acid binding.